This is a messenger RNA of Enterospora canceri, 834 nucleotides long. Lineage: Eukaryota; Fungi; Microsporidia; Enterocytozoonidae. The record is from the annotation of a GenBank genome assembly.
AUGCCACUACCUGAGUUAUGGACUGUUAUUCUGUACGACCUCAAUAUCAAGUAUCAAGGAAUCAAAUACGAAGAGUGUCUCAAUGAUACUGAUUUCAUAUCCAGGUACAUUGAGUACACGGAUAUUCAUCACAUGUUCAGCUACACCGAAUUCAUCAGAACACGAUCAAGAUUGGCCAAAGACUAUUUUGAUCAAUAUGUUGGGACGAGUGGAAUCAGUCAGCAUAGGCUGGUUGGACUGGACUGUGAGAUGAUUGAGACAGACCGUGGCCAGGAACUUGGGCGUGUUACAAUCGUAGGACAGGAUGGUCGAGUUGUAUACGAUCAGUUUGUGAUACCAAAUGGAAAUGUGGUGGAUUAUCGCACAAAAUGGUCAGGAAUAACCGAGACUGAUCUAAAAGAUGGUAUUGGAUUCAAAUUGGCCCAAUCCAAGGUGUUGCAAAUUGUAGGAUCCAACACAAUUCUUGUUGGCCAUAGCCUGGAACACGAUCUAAAGGUGCUUUGUAUCAAACACGGUAGAAUCAUUGACACCGCCUAUCAGUUUCUGAGCACUGAUGGAUUCAAAGUGGCCCUGAAAACACUGGUUCAGAAGCACCUGGGAAGCAGAAUUCAGCAAGGAAGUCACGACUCAGCAGAGGAUGCGUUGAGCAGCUUACGGCUUCUUGGACUACGAGUUUGGCAGCUACAAAAUAUGAUAAGCAAAAAGAAGCAGAUUGUUCUGGAUGGGACAGUGAGGAUGAUCAAAGUAGGAAACAGACGUGAGAUCAAAGGAAUAGAAGGAUACAAAGUGGUGCUAGUGGAGAAGAAUGGGAUGAAAUACGUGGCAUACGAGUAA